GAUUCUCAACAACAACCAAACAGCACCAAGUUUAUUAUUUUAGUUUACCAUUUGUUUUGUUACCUGAAGCCUUAAAAGUCAGUCUACCAUGGCAAGCCAACCUAAAUCCAUCCAUGAUCUUAUAAUCAAGGAUGCUAAUGGAAAUGAUGUAGAUCUUAGCAUCUACAAUGGAAAAGUCCUACUUGUAGUCAAUGUUGCCUCCAAAUGCGGGUUGACAAAUUCCAAUUACUCUGAGUUCAAUCAACUCUAUGCAAAAUACAAAGAUCAAGGUUUUGAGAUCUUAGCAUUUCCAUGCAAUCAGUUUGGGGAUGAGGAGCCUGGAAGCAACGAGCAAAUUUUAGAGUUUGUUUGCACUCGAUUUAAAUCGGAGUUUCCUGUUUUUGACAAGAUUGAAGUGAAUGGUGAAAACGCAGCGCCUCUGUACAAGUUCUUGAAGUCGGGAAAAUGGGGUCUCUUUGGGGAUGAUAUUCAAUGGAACUUCUCAAAGUUUCUUGUUGACAAGAACGGGCAACCCGUUGAACGUUAUUACCCAACAACUGCACCUCUUACUAUUGAGAGAGAUGUGAAGAAACUCUUGGAAGUGUGAAAGGCUUCUUUUGUCAUAAGAUCAAUGCUCAACACUAAAAUUGCUCAAUUUGAACUAUAGUUUUUAGUUCGAGCUUCGUGAAUGUGUUUCGAAGAUUUAAUUUGCAAAUUCAACUGCCUAAACAAAGAUUGCGCAACACAUCACAAACCAGAAAAGUUCUCCAUAA
Molecule: messenger RNA, 752 nt
Organism: Erigeron canadensis
Lineage: Eukaryota; Viridiplantae; Streptophyta; Magnoliopsida; Asterales; Asteraceae
Product: probable glutathione peroxidase 8
Exons: 6
Coding region: 89-586 (165 amino acids)
Biological process (GO): response to oxidative stress
Molecular function (GO): glutathione peroxidase activity
Source: RefSeq, a predicted model, not a curated record